AUGCCAGCACAUUCAAAAUGUUCAUUACUCGGUUUAUCAAUUCAUAUUUCUAUUACAUCAAUGAAUUAUUAUUUUACAAAUUGGACAAAUCGAAAUGAUAAUCAUUCAUGGAUUGAUCAAGCAUUUUUACCACAUGAUCUUAUUGAACAAAAUCCUAGAAAAGAUCUGUCAAAUCAAAUAUUAGAUACAGGUUUAUAUGGUCAAGUUCGUAAAUUAAAACAACAUAAAAGUACAAAUAAACAAAGCACAAAUACAACAAAACAUGUACCACUUUCGUUAGAAGACAUGAUUGAAAAUAAAAAUUAA
Messenger RNA from Rotaria sp. Silwood2, 306 nucleotides. Lineage: Eukaryota; Metazoa; Rotifera; Eurotatoria; Philodinida; Philodinidae. The record is from the annotation of a GenBank genome assembly.